AUGUACUUUUGCAGCCCGCUACAGGGUGAACGGUUCUAUCUACGGCUUCUCUUGACUACCGUACGGGGUCCACAGUCCUACGCGGACCUGCGUACCUUUAGCGGCACAGAGUAUCCUACUUUCCAGGCCGCCGCAGCUGCCCGCGGGUUACUGCUACACGAUGGAGACUGGGUAGCCUGCUUCCAGGACGCCGUUACGUUUGCCACAGGCCAGGCGUUACGGUACUUCUUCGUUGCUGCUCUCUUAAAUGGGCCUGUUACAGAUCCAGCUGCUAUCUGGGCAGCCUUCCAGGCGGAUUUGUGUGACGACUUACCUGAGGCUGCUGCUGCCCUGCUAGUAUCCGCAGAUCCAGACGCGUACCUUGACUACGGCCUGUAUCUGAUAGAAGGGCUGCUGGCAGAGUCUGGCAAACGUCUUACGGAUUUCUCACUCCCUGCGUGCCAGUUCAACUGGGGAGUACGGCUGCAGAAUCAGCUUCUUGCCGCUGAGCUGGCCUACGAUACAGACGGGCAGGACACUGCCUUCUGGGACACUGUUACAGGGCUGAAUAUGGACCAGCGCGCCGUAUUUAAUGCCGUUACUGCCGCUAUUGAGGCUGACCACAGCACUGCCCACUUCUUCGUACAGGGCCUAGCAGGCACAGGCAAGACGUUCCUCUGGCGCUGUAUAUGUGCCUACUAUCGCUCUACAGGCCAGGUGGUCCUGUGCGUUGCGUCGUCGGGUAUAGCUGCUGUCCUGCUGCCCGGCGGCCGCACUGCCCACUCCCGUUUCCGGAUCCCGUUGGAUAUCCACGACGAUUCCAUCUGCCCUGUUGCUCCAGGCUCGGAGCUUGGGCGGCUGCUGCAGGCCGCUACUCUAGUUAUCUGGGACGAGGUGCCUAUGCAGCACCGUUACUGCUUUGAGGCAGUCCACCGUAUGCUGCAGGACGUCCGUAGCUCCCCUGCCCUGUUUGGCGGCCUCCCUGUAAUUGCCAGCGGCGAUUUUGCCCAGAUCCUACCCGUCGUCCGCCGGGGCCAGCGGCCUGCCAUCGUCAACGCCUGCCUGCAGCAGUCUACGCUCAUAUGGCCGCACAUGACCGUACUGCACCUGCGUCAGAAUAUGCGGGUGCUAUCUGGGGCUGACAACACCUGUUUUGCAGCCUGGUGCCGGGGACUGGCUACCCGUGAGAUGGAUGGCCUGAUCUCCAUCCCAGACUGGAUGACCGUCUACUACAGCCUACAGGGCUUCCUGGAUCACGUCUAUCCGCCGCACCUCCUCCAGCAGGCUGCUGCGGACUAUCAGGUCCUCAACGGCCGUGCUAUACUGGCCGUACGGAACGACGCAGUGGCUGUAAUCAACGCCGCAAUGCUUGCUGCCUUCCCUGGUGAGCUAGUAGAGCUGGUUGCAGUGGACUCUGCUGAGGUUGAGGACAAUACAACACAGGAUCUGCCUCCCGUAGAGCUGCUGCAGUCCUUUGAGCCCCCGUCACUGCCCCCGUCACGCCUUCUGCUCAAGGUAGGCGUACCAAUAAUGCUUCUACGGAACCUGUACCCAAGCCAGGGGCUCUGCAACGGUACCCGUUUAGCGGUUACACAGAUAUCCUCCCGCUGUAUCCAGGCCCGCAUCCUAUCUGGCGAGUUUGCAGGCCAGCUCCGCCUGCUGCCACGUAUCAGGCUCACUUCAACCAGUAGAGAGCUCCUGUUUAUCGUCAGCCGGGUCCAGUUUCCAGUUCGCCUCUCCUUUGCAAUCACUGUAAACAAGUCACAGGGCCAGUCACUCUCUGUUGUAGGCGUUGAUCUGCGUUACGCUGUGUUUACACAUGGCCAGCUAUACGUAGCUAUGUCCCGUGUAACUACACUUGCAGGCCUGUCAAUCCUGCUGCCAGCACCUGAUACUAGCGAUGAGCCAUCCUGUACGGUCCCUAAUAUCGUAUACCCAGAGGUGCUCCUGUAG
Ascochyta rabiei is the source of this 1932-nucleotide messenger RNA. RefSeq lists its product as uncharacterized. Lineage: Eukaryota; Fungi; Ascomycota; Dothideomycetes; Pleosporales; Didymellaceae. The record is from RefSeq and is a predicted model, not a curated record. Gene Ontology annotation, molecular function: DNA helicase activity. The transcript has a single exon. Gene Ontology annotation, biological process: DNA repair; telomere maintenance. The coding region runs from base 1 to 1932 and encodes 643 amino acids.